AUGAAAUCUUUUUUAGGUAGAAUUCCAAUAGAUGCAGCUACAGUGACACCAUCAGUCCCGUCACACAAAGCUACAGCUGUUGGUUCUCCAGAGGACUUUGAGAAUAGCUGGCGAUCAAAAUUUUUGAAAAUACCUGUGCUUAUUCUUGGUAUUGUUCAAGCAGUUCUAACAUUACUCAUAAUCAUCCUUGAAAUAGCAUCAUUAGCUGUCUUUAACUAUCAACCGACAGGCGCUGGCAUCUGGUGUUCCAUUUCAUUCGUGAUAGCAGCUAUUUUAACUAUCAUGUUAGGUAAAUAUAUCUAA
This is a messenger RNA of Rotaria sordida, 303 nucleotides long. The record is from the annotation of a GenBank genome assembly. Lineage: Eukaryota; Metazoa; Rotifera; Eurotatoria; Philodinida; Philodinidae.